Messenger RNA from Penicillium robsamsonii, 717 nucleotides. RefSeq lists its product as uncharacterized. Bases 1 to 717 code for a protein of 238 amino acids. The record is from RefSeq and is a predicted model, not a curated record. NCBI's taxonomy places the organism in Eukaryota, Fungi, Ascomycota, Eurotiomycetes, Eurotiales, Aspergillaceae. The transcript has a single exon.
AUGACUACCCAGGCGGGGGUGGCUCUGUCUGAAGCAUCCCCUCAGCGAAAGCCCCGGCCCCAGCGCCUCCGGGAAUGUCACGCCGUCGGCGCCCCCGCCCAGGCCCGCUACCCCCCCGGGGCCAAAGUUGUUAUAUCGGCGCCGCUGUCGAGGGGCUCUCUCUUCUGGCUAGCGGGGCGGAGGAAUCACCGUCCGCAGUGCCCCCACCGAAAGUCUCCCCCCCUCCCCAAGUGCCGGGAAGGCUUGCCCCUUCGAGCCCCCCUUCGAGACCCGGGGCAAGGCGGUAAGCCAACUGGCGAGUAUCCCAAGCUCCCAUAUGCAGCCCCCCGCGGAAGGGGGAUUCUGCCUAGACUCCCUUCGGUUGAAUUCCCCCCGGCCCCGCCAGAGGCCAGACCCCCAGCCAACUGGCAAACAUCUACCCCCGCCAAAUCGCCGGCCUCAAAGCCUCAGUGGCGCCCAGGGCCCAUCAUGUUGCCGGCGUGCCACCCCCCUGCCAACCGCCCCCUCUCGAAAGCGCCGGCUCCAAGCCCUCCUCUCCCCCCAGUGGUGCCCGCCGACACCCCCCUUCCACGUGGUCAGCAUGCCAUUCCUUCGCUCCCAUGGCCGUUGAACCAACUGGCUAGCAUACUUGCCGCACAGAUACGGGCUCGAGGCCCGUCAUCCGGCUUCCCCCUCCAAGCGCCCGGCGCUGCCGGAUCAAUUGAUGGGGAGGUGUAA